AUGCGUUUGGCGGUUUACCACUACCUGCAUUAUUUAAUGUCACAGAUUAAAAUUGCGCCCGAAUUGUUUAGUGAGGCUGCAUACAAGACUGCUCGAAAAGAAGUGCAUGUGUUCUUGAAGGUCAUCGAAGGUUUGAUGCGCCUUGAGUUGAAAGAAAACGCUUCUGAAAUUGAUGUGAUUGCAGUCAUGAAGACUAGGCAAGCCAUAAGGAUGAUGAGCUUUCAAUUGCAAGAAACUCUGAACACUCUCAAAGCAGAAGGCUUUAUGCCACCAGAUGCCAAGGAAAAAUGGAGUGAGGUAGUGUCCGAAUUGCAUGAUAGAGGCGACGGAAUUUUGUGGAUACCACAAAUUGCAUUCCUGGAUUGGCUGGAAUGUGUCAAAUGGAUAGCGCCUUUACGAGCCAGUGGUAAACAAAAGAUUAUUGAGCUACUGAGUGAAACUCUAAGCCACUCAGUGGUCCGUAAACUCAACUGUGGCGUUCGAAUUCACACUGAUGGUAAAACUAUGUGGUUCCUGAAGAAAGGAGUUUGCAAAAUAACCGAAUGGGUGCCCUAUCAAGUAAAUCGUCAUCAUGAAGUCCACGCUGGCGAAGGAGAAUUUAUAGCGGAAAGAAAUAUUCUAAAAUAUCGAUGGAAAGGCAAAAAGCUACCGCUUACAUGGCCGAGGAGAAGAUAUGAAACCACCACAUACUGCGAGAUGAUUGAGAUAAGCGAAGAAAUCAUCGGGAAGAUGCUGAAAAUAGAACCGUCAAUCUACACAAUUAUCAACAACAAUGUUCAAGCUGAUAGAUUGAUUACAGAGCUGCGACACAUUCACAAAGAACACGAUAUUGUCACCGAAUCAUUUUGGAGCACUUUUGCAAGAUGUGGUAAGUCACUGUCAAAAGCCGAAAAGCUGACCGUACCUGAAGGGCGACAGGGAAUUGUUGGGUGUUGGACACAAAUCACAUUGAUUGCUCCUCGAAAAGCACUCAAUAAUGAUCUGUAUAUUCGAGGACCAGCAACUUUAUGGUUGGAACCAGCAGAUAAAAGAGGGGCAGGAAUGGUUUUCUUUGAUAAGCUUCGAUACGAGAACAACGAUAAUCGCCAGGAAGAAAUAAGUUCUUGCAUUUCCUUCAUACGUGAGGGCCCCGAAAAGAAACUGCUUGCAUUUUCGGUGGAGGAAUAAGCUUUGUCAUGUACAUCAAUGUCCAAAAAGAAGAGUACCAAAUCC
Messenger RNA from Cylicocyclus nassatus, 1212 nucleotides. The record is from the annotation of a GenBank genome assembly. NCBI's taxonomy places the organism in Eukaryota, Metazoa, Nematoda, Chromadorea, Rhabditida, Strongylidae.